AUGCAUAUAACCACACCUUCCCCAGUCCAACUUCAACCACUACUUCCUCUCGUUUCUCCCCCCAAAAUGCUGAUCCCCCAACUUGACCGCCAUCUGGGGGCUCCAACGCCAAAGCUCGGUGGUGUCAUGACAGGAACGCCGAAAAACCGGCCCGGAAAACCCCGGAAACUCAAUCUCCAAACGCAACAUCUCCAAGUGGCCCACCAACGGGUCAAUCUAGACGUGGAUUUCUGCGCAAACCGCCUCUCGGGAUUUACGGAGCUCACAGUGGUCCCCACGUCGUCAACGCUACGAUGUGUCAAGUUGGACGCGCGUGAGAUGAAGAUCAACAGGAUUCUAAUAAAUGGAGUCGAGCUGGCAGACUAUGUGCAUAAUGACCAGCUCUAUAUCAAUGAUCCAUGUCUUUUCGAGGAAUUGGCUACACGCCGAGUGCCCAACAUCCGUGACGUUUGUCUGGAAGAGUAUACAGUGGCACAGCAUCACAUACUACAAAGAAAACUAAGGUAUAUAUUUGGACUCGUAGAAGACGACCAGCUUCGGUCGCAGGAGAAGCCGGACAAUCUCAAUCUGGAGGAGCUUUUGAUUCUUCUUCCGGAGAACUUGAAGCCCCAGCCUUCCGACCAUCCUUUGGCGCAUACUCCCAGCUCUCUGGUGCCCACUAAUAUGACUCCGGUCCUGUUUCGGAACAGAACCGCGGGAGAAUUGUAUAAUCUGAUUCAGAUCGUGAUCGAGUACGAGGUUGUCAACCCGAAGAAUGGAGUGCACUUCAUUUGUCCCGAUCUGGGUGACUCGGCGCUGUGGCACGUCUACACUGCCAAUUCUGACUACAAUGUGUCGACCUCAUCGUGGGUUCCUUGUAUAGACAAUUUGCUCGAGCGCACAAUCUGGUCCAUAGAGCUUUCCAUUCCAAGAUCGGUAAAGGAUAUCGAGAAUAAGAGAACUAGCUUGCGGAAGGCUUUUGAAAAGACUCUCUCCCAGAAAGAUAGUGUUGCUCCUGCUCUCAAAGAGGGCGAUGAUUCAACUAAUGAGCAAGAAGAGGGCGAACUGAAGGAUGAGCAAGAAAAUGGUGAACUGAAGGAUGAGCAAGAAAAUGGUGAACUGAAGGAUGAGCAGGAGCAGAGUGAACCUACAAUUGAGCAAGACAAAAGUGUUCCCUUGGUUGAAGAUAGUAAACCCGAAGAUGUUUCCAAUAACGACAAAAAUGACGGUGCGAUUGAUCAAGAAAUGACAGAUGACGCAUCCGCUAGUCAAUCCAGAAUUGACAUUUCGAAGGAUAAUACCGAGCCUCAAGAUAUGGAAAUCGACGGCAACGAGCCCAAGAGCACCGAUGAGGACCAACAAGAAUCCAAAAUUGUCAAAGAAGAAACAGACAAUAUGGACAUCGAUAGCAACGAGAACGCGAGUUCAGAUGACGAUAGCGACAUUGAGGCUGCAGAGGACGACACUCCUAGGCCUACUGCAACAAAAACAGUCCGUGUAGGCCCCGAACAGAAGGUCGAUGAAACUGAAAAUCCUCAAACGACCAAAGACUUUACUGAGGGACACAACGAAGGAGAAGAAGAGGAGGAGGAUGAAGAAGAAGAAGAAGGAGACUCUAUUGACUUGCUGGUAUGCACUGGUGACACGAAUAACACCAAGGAAAGUGCACACCCCACCGAUAUUUCCAAAAAGGUUGUCUCUUGGUCUAUCUUCAAUCCGGUCGGCGCCCACCACAUAGGCUGGUCCGUUGGUGCGUUCCAAACUGCCGAACUCUCGAACUUCGUUGACGGAAAUGCAGCUGUAGCUGAGGAAGAAGAAGUCUUUGACGAGUUCGAAGAUAUCGAAAAAGACGAGUCCAGUCCCCCCGUCGUUCUCUACUUUCUUCCUGGACAAGAAGAGCUUGCUAAAAACACCUGUAUAUUCGCAAGCAAAGCUCUCGAAUUCUUCCUGAAAGAGUAUGGUUCAUAUCCGUUCAGUUCCUAUUGCAUAGUGUUUGUCGAGGGCCCAAAAUAUCCAUUCAACAAUUUCGCAGGCCUCUCUAUCCUUAAUUCUAACAUCCUUUACCCAGCAGAUGUGAUAGAGCCAAUGUUCCUGGUGACUGAAGACAUUUUGGAAUGCAUUGCAAGUCAAUGGUCUGGAAUAAAUAUUGUGCCCCAGUGCUUCAAUGAUAUUUGGUGCACAAUUGGUAUAGCCAAGUUCAUGUCAUUCCAGUUUAUCAAAACUCUUAUGGGUACCAACGAAUACAGGUACCAAAUCAAAAAGAAAAUGGAUGCAAUUGUCGAGAAAGAUGUUGGGCGACGUCCAAUUGGUCUCCUCUCGCUUCAAGCCCCAGUCAGUGAAGAUAAUCUUGACUUUGUCCGCCUCAAGGCGCCCGUGAUUUUGUUCAUUCUUGAUCGCAGAAUGACGAAAACAGACAAGUCUUUCGGUUUCUCUAGAGUGUUGCCUAAAUUGUUUUUGCAAGCUAUGUCUGGUGAUCUACAAAGCGGAGCACUCUCCACCCAACAUUUUCAAUACGUGUGUGAGAAAGUCAACCGAAAUCGCUUAGAGUCUUUUUUCAAACAAUGGGUCCAUGGCGUAGGUACACCCAUCUUCAAUAUUUCUCAAAAAUUCAACAAGAAGAGAUCCAUGAUUGAGGUCAUCAUCAGACAGACCCAAUUACAACUGCAUCGAGCACCACACCCCAAAGCGGAGACUUUCAUUAAUGAUGCGGUCUCCUACUUGAGUGACGACGUAGCAUUUCCGAUCCAGCAAACGUUUUUGGGACCAAUGACCAUCAGAGUCCAUGAGGCCGACGGUACACCCUAUGAGCAUAUUGUAGACAUCAAAAACGGUGUGGUGAAGUUCGACGUGCAGUACAACACCAAAUUCAAACGAAUGAAGAAGAGUAGGGAAGAGGCAGAGGGCGGUCUGCUCUUUCUGAGAUUGGGCGAUGUAUUGGAAAAGCCUGAGGAGGUAAGAGAGUGGAAACUCGAAGAAUGGCCAAAAAAAGAUGAAGAGUUUCUCGAUCCUUUUGAGUGGUUGCGUGUCGAUACUGAUUUUGAAUGGAUUGCCACGUUCAACGUAAACCAGCCCGACUACAUGUUCGGUGCGCAAUUGCAACAAGAUAGAGAUAUUGAAGCACAAAUUGCUGCAAUUGAAUACUUUGGUCAGCAAGAAAAGCCCAACGCCAUUUAUUGUACCAUGCUCACCCGAACUUUAGUGGACACAAGAUACUUCUAUGGUGUUCGGAUGGCUGCAGCUAAGGCUUUGACUAAAAUCUCCACUCAGUCAACUGAUUUCAUCGGACGAUUCUAUUUGUUGAAGGCGUUCCGUUUGUUGUUCUGUUUCAAGGAUAGCUAUGUGCCCAUGAGUAAUAGUUUUGAAGAUUUUGGCAAGUUCUUCUUGCAGAAAGCUUUUCCUGGUUAUUUGGCGGGGAUUAAGGAUGACACGGGUGUCACUCCGAAAAACAUCCGCUCAUUGUUGUUUAAUUUGUUGAAGUACAAUGACAACUCUAACAAUGCUUUCCUGGACUGCUACUAUGUUUCUGAAUUGGCGAAAGCGCUAGUGAAAAGUGUUGUGAUAUCUGCAGACGAUCCCGAGAUGGGCGAGCUUGGUGCAUUGAACUCCGAUGGCGACGACCACAAAUUUGUAGAUGAAGUGGUGGAAGAGCUUCUGCGUCUCCGAAAAUUGGAUCGCUGGGUGCCUUCGUAUCAGGCGGAGGUCUCUUACGCUUGUGUGGAGCAAAAAAUUGCAUUGGCUAGAGCUAAACUCAUUGACAUGCCGUUUGAAGAGCUCUUGUAUCUUACGUCGACUAAGUAUGAUCUGAGGAUCCGUACGUUGGCGUUCCGCGGCCUUUUCCAAUUAGGUGCAUUGAAAAAUGCAGAAAUCCUCAAGUACUUUUUGGAUAUUUGUUUGCUCGAACAAUCUGCGCCCGCGUUCAGAUCGGGCCUCAUUAAAACAUUGGUUUCUUCCAUUGCCGAAGUUGCCAUUACCGGCAGUCCUUCGACACUUGACGAUGAAGAAUUUGCAACUUCAAACCCUAAAGUGGCACAAAACACUACUGCUGCCUUACCUAAUAGUGCUGUGGUGGUGGAGGAGUCGCUGGAUCUCGAUAUAAGUGCUCGUAGGAAUGCGCUUGCGAAGGCUACGAUAAAGGGCACGAUUGAUCUUUUGAGAAAGGAUCUUUCCCCCGGAAAAGGACUACAAUACAUCUUGUGGCAGCUCCUUCACUCGUCACUCUUGAGUCUUGCCGAUCGGAAGGCGGUGUUCACUCUUUGUGACAUCUUAUACAUCCCUAAGGACAAGCUCAUUGUGCGCCUUCCAAUUCCUUGUGUUCCAUUCGAAGAGCUCAAGAAAAAGAUCAUUGCCAAGAGAAAAGAUCAGUACGUGGUGGUGAUCAAGAGACAGGGCCGUUUCAAGAUUCAGUUGAGCACCAAGAUCAUAUUGAACGAACAACCGAAGAAACACACCAGAAGAACCGAACUCUUGGAGUCAGCGGCAGCAGCCUCUCAAGCUCAAGUAGCAACUCCUCCAGCACAUGUGUCGCAGGAGCCAGUUGUUCCUGUAGUAUCAGCAUCGCCUUCUGUACGGGAACCCUCCGUAGCGGUGUCUGUGGCACCUGUCGAAUCAUCUAGUGUACCAGAGUCUAAUUCGGCACCAAUUGUAUCAUCUGCUGGCUUGGAAACAAGCGAUAAUGGACAAAUAGCUUCUUCCAGUGCUGAACCUCAAGCUUCAGCACCUCCCGCAAAACCGAAGCUCAAAUUGAAGCUUGGAUUGUUCUCUGCUUCCAGUACACCUAAAGAGGAGCCACGGCCUGUUAAGGUUGCGGAAGCUGCGAAGGAUGUUGAGCCUGUCGAAGUUGUUGAGCCUGUCAAAGCUGCUGAGCCUCCAGCCCAUCCUCGAGAAUCUUUAGUCGCUCGCGAUCCGUACGUUCCAACUAAAGUCACAUUGAAACUCAAGCUGGCCACGCUCCAGGCGCUUUCGAGCCGUCCUAAACAGACUGUGGUGCGGAGUUCAGACACAAAGGUGCUUUUCCGGUUUGCCGACCCAAAGAACGUUGAGCGACUUGAAGAGAUCUCGCUUGCCCAUAAACCAAAACGGUAUGUGAAGAUCAAUACACGGGAAAAAUCCGUGGAGCUUUCGAGGAAACCAUUUGCUGCGAAACCCAAAAUCAAGUUUGCUUUGAAGAUCAAGAAGGAGACAGAUCUGUCACUGCUGGUCAAAAGUGAGCCCGCUGGCGACGGAAUCUAG
Molecule: messenger RNA, 5208 nt
Organism: Australozyma saopauloensis
Lineage: Eukaryota; Fungi; Ascomycota; Pichiomycetes; Serinales; Metschnikowiaceae
Gene: TSM1
Product: Tsm1p
Exons: 1
Coding region: 1-5208 (1735 amino acids)
Biological process (GO): transcription initiation at RNA polymerase II promoter
Cellular component (GO): transcription factor TFIID complex
Molecular function (GO): transcription cis-regulatory region binding; chromatin binding; RNA polymerase II general transcription initiation factor activity
Source: RefSeq, a predicted model, not a curated record